Molecule: messenger RNA, 3803 nt
Organism: Cuscuta europaea
Lineage: Eukaryota; Viridiplantae; Streptophyta; Magnoliopsida; Solanales; Convolvulaceae
Source: the annotation of a GenBank genome assembly
UGGGUAAAAUUUGAGGUAAAAACUUUAAUAAAGUGGGAAAGUGAUUAAAAGUAGAUUGAUUGACAUGUGAAUAGUAAAGACUAUUCACAUUUGACUAAAAGUUUCAUACAUAAGCGGCAAUCCAAAAAAAGAGGGAGAUUAGUUCCUUACAUAUACCACUCCCUGCUUACACACACGCACACUUACAAACACUGCACACACACGCACACUGAAAACAAAAAAGACAGCUUCCAUGGUUGCAAUAUCUUCCACAGCUGCAACUUCUUCUUCAUUUUCUCCAGCUUCUUCCACACCAAGACCCCUAGACCUGCAAAUAGUAACAACGGAUGGUCAUGGUGCUGCAGUGGGGAAAAAGGGCUUUCGAACAUUGAAAAAGAGCGCAUAACACGUGUACUCUUAAUGUCCAGUAGGAGGGAUUAUUUGGGGUACUUGAAAGCUCAGAAAGGUAUUUUUGUCAUACUUGCUGAAGAGUAUGAAGUGUCCAGAAGAACUAUUUCUGGCAUUUGGGACACAGUUAAAAAGCAAGUUGUACAAGGUGAUGCAGUAAAUGUGUGUAGGAAGUACCAUGGCAGAAAAAGGAUAGAAUUUGAUCUAUCUCAAGUAUCACAGAUCCCACUGCAUAAAAGGACUACCAUAAGGUCCUUGGCAGCUGCCACCUCAAUAUCAAAGUCAAGUGUCCACAGAUUGGUUCAAAGUGGUAACAUCAGAAGGCAUACAAAUGCAAUAAAGCCAUUUCUAAGUGAUGCAAAUAAAUUGCAAAGAUUGAAGUUCUGUCUUAGUCAGAUAGAGAAGUCAGUGCCACAGAAGCCUACCUUUCAAACAUUUCAGAAUGUGAUUCACAUUGAUGAAAAAUGGUUUUUCAUGACAAAAAUAUCUCAAAGAUUAUACAUGAGGUUGGAAGAUGCUGAUCCACACAGAGUAUGCAAAUCAAAGAGGUUCAUAACUAAGGUCAUGUCCCUAGGUACAGUGGGUAGGCCCCUUUUUUCAGAAAGUGGUGAGGUCAUUUGGGAUGGAAAAAUAGGCAUGUUUCCAUUUGUUGAACAGGUUACAGCAAAAAGAAGAAGCAAAAACAGAAAUGCAGGUGUUAUGGAAACCAAGCCUAUUCUUAGCAUAACAAAGAAAGUGUUCAAGGACAUGUUAAUCAACACAGUCCUCCCAGCUAUCAAGGAAAAAUGGCCUUCACAGUUAAGCAAAGAAAUCAUAAUACAACAAGACAAUGCAAGGCCACACAUUUCACAUGAUGAUGCAGAGUAUGUGAGUGCUUCCAUGGCUGAUGGAUUUACAAUCACCCUUACUAACCAGCCCCCCAAUUCUCCGGACCUUAACAUCCUAGACCUAGGGUUUUUUAGGGCAAUACAAUCUUUGAAAGACCAGAAUGCACCCAAGACAGUGGAUGAACUGUUACAUGCAGUGGAUGAUGCUUUCAAACAACUAUCACCUCUGACUCUAAACAAAGUUUGGCUAAGCUAUCGGUAUGUUAUGAUUGAAGUUCUGAAAGUGCAGGGAGGCAACAAUUACAAGCUACCACACAAUGCAAAGGAUAGGAUGCAGUCAGAAGGGAUACUUCCAAAAACAAUUGAGGUAGAUGUUCAAUUAUUGGAAGCAACAGAACAGAUUCUAGGGCAACAAACAGGGGAUACUGAAAGUCAGGGGAACUUCAUAAUUGAAGAAGAUGAUGAUGAUCAUCAUCUUCAGUGAUGAAGUACAUGCUCAGACAUAAUAGGCCUUAAAUUUUUGUUUUUUGUACAGGCCUUAAUUUUGCAGGACAGACAGACAUUUAGAAUUAGUACUAACAUGCUCAGACAUUUUGUAAUACAUGCUGCAUACUCAGAUCUUUUGUAGAAGUACAAGCAUAGUCAGACAUUUUGUAAUAGUAGAAGCAUAGUGAUCUAGCAAUGGUCAUAAUGAUUUCAUCAUUUUGGGACAAGAACAACACACUCAGACCUUAUGAAUAACUACAACAUGAGCAUACACAUCACACACAAGUACUAAUCAUGGUCAUCAUAGUAUGCAUAAAGUACCACAUCACAGGAUCAUGGUCAUCAUAGUAUGCUUAAACUACCAAAAUACUUUCAUAUGGUCAUCAUAGUAUGCAUAAAAUACCACAUAUGAGGGUCAUGGUCAUCACAGUAUGCAUUAACCACCCAAACACUAUCAUAUGGUCAUCAUAGCAUGCAUAGAGUACCAUAUCACACCCUAAUGCUUUCAUCGUAGCAUACCACUCAGAAUGAACCAAUCAUAGCAGUAAAGAACCAGUACACACAAGGUCUACUUUCAUCACAGUAUGCAUAAAGAACCAGUACACACAAGGUCUACUUUCAUCACAGUGUGCAUAAAGAACCAGUACACACAAGGUCUACUUUCAUCACAGUAUGCAUAAAGAACCAGUACACACAAGGUCUACUUUCACAGUAUGCAUAAAGAACCAGUACACACAAGGUCUAAUUUCAUCACAGUAUGCAUAAAGAACCAUCACACAAGGUCUAGUUUAUCACAGUAUGCAAAGGGACAGUUUAAUGACAGUAUGCAUAAAGGACCAGUACACACAAGGUAUACUUUCAUCACAGUAUGCAUAACUACCAUUUAUAAUACAAAACCACCAUGUACAACCCACAUGCAUCACAAUAAACAUAAAAAAACAAUUUUUCAUCAUUGCUUCCCCCAAAUUACACACAAUGGACAUAGAGUACGAAUUAAACCAUAAAUGAAGAUAAGGUAUAGAAGAAACUCCCCUAAUCUGUGUCCACAUCCCACAUCCUUGUUUCCCAUUUUGGCAAAAUUAUUUUUAGGAACUCCUCCAGUCGGGGACUUCUCCGAAUAGGAUGCAUGUCAAUGUAUCUGCGUCUUUUAAGUCGAUUUGGGUCCACCGUCUCCCCCACGACCUCUGCAGGCUUCUCGCUUACAUCCUCGGGAAGCUCUUCUUCAAUGUCCGGGAUGAUGAGGAGGGCAUCCUCUGCCGGGGAGUUCUGAGCCAUGCACCUCGGAUGGAGUACCAAUACAGGGUCAUCUGUGUCCAACGCCACCGCUUCCUCGGGAAGAACAACCUCUUCACUGUCAAGGACGAUGAAGUGUUCAAUAUUCUCCAUACUCAAAGUAUUAGGGUUUAGAUCCAUAAAAAUGUGAGAGAGGGGGGGGGGGGGGGGGGGGCGGAAGGGUAGAUAGAUUUACAGAGGGGAAGAUGGAGGAAGUAAAUGGGAGAGACGGUUGGAGUAAUUGAGAGAGACAGAUGCAGUGACAGAGAAAGAGGAAGCGGUGGGAGUAAAUGGGAGAGAGGGAUGCGGGUGGGAGUAAAUGAGAGGGAGAGGGAUGUGAACGGGGGUAAAAGGGAAGGGGAGUGGGAAAGGGUUUUUUUUUAUUGGGGAGGGUAAAAUAGGGUUUUUGGUAUGAGUUGAUUUCCUUUUUAGGAAAGUUGGAAGAAUUAAUUGGGACGGCACAAAAAGGAAAACUGGAAGAAAUGACCGGGACGGAGGGAGUAAUAUAUAUUUUUCUGAAUUGCAUCUUUUUAUUUUCUUAUUUUAUCCUUUUAUGUAUCAUUUAACCUUAUUGUAUGAUUAAAAUUAUCAAACAACCAUUGCAUACUUAUUAAUACUCCGUACUUUAUUUUCUUAAAACGGAUGUUAGGAUGUUUUUAAUUGGACUGUAAUUUGUUGAUCUGGUCUGGUCUGGUCUGAACUGGUCUGGUCUGGUCUGGUUUCUUUGUAUUUUUAUAAAUAUCCAAGUCUGGUCUGAUCUGAUCUGGUCCGAACUGGUCUGGUCUGGUCUGGUAUGAUCUGGUCUGGUCUGAUCUGGGACGAAUUACGAUC